Messenger RNA from Marmota flaviventris (yellow-bellied marmot), 2775 nucleotides. It is a transcript of the gene Dspp, whose product is annotated as dentin sialophosphoprotein. Lineage: Eukaryota; Metazoa; Chordata; Mammalia; Rodentia; Sciuridae. Gene Ontology annotation, cellular component: nucleus; cytoplasm. Gene Ontology annotation, molecular function: collagen binding. The record is from RefSeq and is a predicted model, not a curated record. Gene Ontology annotation, biological process: dentinogenesis; odontoblast differentiation.
ACAAUGAAGAUAAUUAUAUUUAUUUGCAUUUGGGCAGCAGCAUGGGCCAUUCCACUUCCUCAAACCAAACCAUUGGAGAGACACACUGUUGAAAAAUCUGUGAAUUUACAUCUUCUAGCAAAACAAAAAGUGCCAGUACAGCAUGAGUUAAGUGCCAAUGACACCACUAAAGAAAGUGGUGAAUCCCUUCAUGCAAAUGAGUUAGGAAGGCAACAGUACACCAAGGAUGGUUAUGAAGGAAAAGGGAAUGGUUCUGAGUGGAAAGAAGUAGGAGGGAAGAGUUCUACACAGUCUGUUUUAGCCAGCCAAGAGGGGAAUAUUGAGGAAGAAAAUGGAGUCACAGGAAAACCAGAAACAUAUGGUCAUGAUGCGAUUCAUGGAGAAGAAGAUAACAGUACAGCAAAUGGCAUCAGGGGACAAGUAGGCAUCACCGACAAUGCUGAAGCAGGAAAUGAGAGUGAUAUUAAUGGCAGUGCUAAUCAGAAUACAACAAAUGAGGAUGAUGGAGACACAAGCCAAAAUGAGGGUGUUACUGUUUUCCAAGAAAAUGGACCUCAAGUAGUUGGAAGCAAUAAUAAUACAGACCAUGACAAUAAAAUAAAUGGGAAUGAGGGUGAUACAAGUGCAGUAACACCCCAAAGAGAAGGUGAGGGAAAUGGGGAUAAGGAGGUUGAGGUAACACCAGGCAAUGAAGAAGAUGCUGGCUUGGAUAAUUCUGAUGGGAGUCCUAGUGGAGAUGGUACAGAUGAGGAUGAUGACAUGGGUUCUGGUGACAAUGAUGGUGGAGAACCAGGGAAUGGAAACAAGGGCAGUGAUAACAGCAAGGACCAUACGGGUCAGUCUCAUGGCAAAGGAGAUGACAGUAGCAUAGGUCAGAAUUCAACUAGUGGUGAAGAUGAUGACUCUGAAGACAAAGAGGAUUCCCAUAAUGGAACUGGUGGAGACAACACCUCCAAUAGUGAAGAAGACUCUGAUGGUAUUCCAGAAGGCAAUGGUAGCCAAGGAAUAGAGGACACCCAGAAACCCAGCCACAGAGAAAGCAAAGGUGUGGAAAAUGGAAUUACCAGACAACCAGAACAAAGUGCUAUUGGGAAGAGCCAACUUAAGGGAAUAGAAACCAACAGAACUAAUAUUACCAAAGAAGCUGGGAAAAUCAAUGAAAGUAAAGAUAGUAAAGGACAACAUGGAAUGAAUGUGAGCUCAGGAAAUGCCAAAACACAAGGAGAGGUUGACAACAUACAAGGACCUGGCCAGAAAUCAGAACCUGGAAAUAAAGCCAGGCACAGUAAAACAGGUAGUGGUAGCAAUAGUGAUGGAUAUGACAGUUAUGAUUUUGAUGAUAAAUCCAUGCAAGGAGACGACCCCAACAGCAGUGAUGAGUCUAAUGGAAGCGAGGAUGCUAAUUCAGAUGGCAACAAUGACAGAAGUAAUGGAGGAGAUGCUUCUUAUAACUCUGAUGAAUCAAGUGAUAAUGCCAAUGGCAGUGACUCAAAUGGAGAAGACAAUGAUGAGGGCAGUGAUGGUGCAUCAGAUACUGAUGAUAGUGACAGUCACGGUGAUGAUAGUAACAAUGAGAGUGAAGACAAUGAUGAAUCAGAAAGCAGUGAAGAUAAAUCAGAAAGCAAGGACAGUGGUGACAGCAAAUCAGAGAGCAGUGACAACAGUGAUAGCAGUGACAGCAGUGAUAGUAGUGAUAGCAGUGACAGCAGUGACAGUAGUGACAACAGUGACAGUAGUGAUAGCAGUGACAGCAGUGAUAGCAGUGACAGUAGUGAUAGCAGUGAUAGUAGUGACAGUAGUGACAGCAGUGAUAGUAGUGACAGCAGUGACAGUAGUGACAGCAGUGACAGCAGCGACAGCAGUGACAGCAGUGAUAGUAGUGACAGCAGUGACAAUAGCGACAGCAGUGAUAGUAGUGAUAGCAGUGAUGAUAGCAGCGAUAGUAGUGACAGCAGUGACAGCAGUGACAGUAGCGAUAGCAGUGAUAGCAGUGACAGCAGUGAUAGCAGUGAUAGUAGUGACAGCAGCGAUAGCAGUGAUAGUAGUGAUAGUAGUGACAGCAGUGAUAGCAGUGACAGCAGUGAUAGUAGUGAUAGCAGUGACAGCAGCGAUAGCAGUGAGAGUAGUGACAGCAGCAAUAGCAGUGACAGUAGUGACAGCAGUGAUAGUGACAGCAGCAAUAGCAGUGACAGCAGUGACAGCAGCGAUAGCAGUGACAGCAGUGAUAGUAGUGACAGUGACAGCAAAUCAGACAGCAGUGACAGCAGUGAUAGUGACAGCAAAUCAGAUAGUAGUGACAGCAGUGAUAGCAAAUCAAACAGUCAUAGUAGUGACAGUAGUGACAGUAGUAACAGCAGUGAUAGCAGUGAUAGCAGUGACAGUAGUGAUAGCAGUGACAGCAGUGAUAGUAGUGACAGUAGUGACAGCAGUGAUAGUAGCGACAGCAGCGACAGCAGUGACAGCAGCGACAGCAGCGACAGCAGUGACAGCAGUGACAGCAGCAAUAGCAGUGAUGGCAGUGAUAGUAGCGACGGCAGUGACAGCAGCAAUAGCAGCGAUAGCAGUGACAGCAGCGAGAGCAGUGAUAGCAGUGACAGCAGUGACAGUAGUGACAGCAGUGAUAGUGACAGCAGUGACAGUGGGGAUAGCAAAUCUGACAGCAGUGAUGAGAGUGACAGCCAGAGCAAGUCUGGUAAUGGCAAUAAUGGAAGUGACAGUGACAGUGACAGUGACAGUGAAGGCAGUGAUAGUAACCACUCAACCAGUGAUGAUUAG